Molecule: messenger RNA, 4374 nt
Organism: Lonchura striata (white-rumped munia)
Lineage: Eukaryota; Metazoa; Chordata; Aves; Passeriformes; Estrildidae
Source: RefSeq, a predicted model, not a curated record
CCGCUCCCUCCGGCGCUGCCCAUGGAGGAGCGCAGCCCCCGUUGGACAGCGCGGCCCGCGGGCAUGAGCCAUGAGCCGAAGUCACCGUCCCUAGGAAUGCUCUCCACGGCCACCCGCACCACCGCCACCGUCAGCCCCCUGACCCCGUCGCCCCUGAACGGCUCCAUCGUCCCCAAUGGCAGCCCCGCCGCCAGCAGCACUUUGUCCGUCCAGGCAGCACCUUCCUCCAGCUUCGCCGCCGCCCUCCGCAAGCUCGCCAAGCAAGCCGAGGAGCCCAGAGGCUCCUCCCUGAGCAGCGAGUCGUCCCCGGUGUCCUCACCGGCCACCAACCACAGCUCCCCCGCCAGCACGCCCAAGCGUGGCCCCAUGGGCCCCAUCCUCGUGCCCCCGGGGGGGCACAGCGUGCCCAGCACGCCGCCCGUCGUCACCAUCGCCCCCACCAAGACGGUCAACGGGGUCUGGAGGAGCGAGGGCAGACAGCAGGAAGCAGGGUCACGAGGCAGCAGCAGCAGCGCCGGCCGCGAGCGCCUCAUCUCGGAGCCCCCCCUGGCGCAGGAGAAGGCAGGGGGUCCCACUGUGCCCUCCCACCUCUUGGGGACACCCUACUCCUUCGGGCUGCCCCCCAGCUCCGUGGUCCAGGACUCCCGCUUCCCUCCUCUCAACCUGCAGCGGCCGGUCCACCACGUGGUGCCUCCCAGCGCGGUGACCGAGGAUUACCUGCGGAGCUUCCGUCCCUACCACACGGCCGAGGAUCUCCGCAUGUCCUCCCUGCCGCCCCUCGGCCUCGACCCGGCCACCGCCGCCGCCUACUACCACCCCAGCUACCUGACACAUCACCCCUUCCCUCAUCCUGCCUUCAGGAUGGAUGAGUCGUACUGCCUGUCGGCACUGAGGUCCCCCUUCUACCCGCUGCCAGCGCCGGGCUCGCUGCCCCCCCUGCACCCCUCGGCCAUGCACCUGCACCUCUCGGGGGUCCGGUACCCCCCCGAGCUCUCCCACUCCUCCCUGUCCGCCCUGCAGUCCGAGCGCAUCUCCAGCCUCGCCGCCGAGAGGCUGCAGAUGGACGAGGAGCUGCGGCAGAGGGAGCGGGAGCGGGAGAAGGAGCGGGAGCGAGAAGCCGACCGGGAGCGGGAGAAGGAGCGCGAGCGGGAGCGGGAGCGCGAGAAGGAGCUGGAGCGCGAGCGGGAGAAGGAGCGGGAGCGGGAGCUGGAGAGGCAGCGGGAGCGUGCCCGGGAGAAGGAGCUGAGCAUGGUGAAAGCCAUGGAGGGGCCCUUCCUCCCCGUGGCGGAGCUGCACGGGCUGCGGGGGCACCCGGCCGAGGAGCGGGGCAAGCCAGUGGAGCCGCUGGCACCCAGCAGAGCAGACAAACUCAAGGACUCGGUGCUGCCCACGCCGAAGCCCAUCCAGCACCCUCUGCACCCGCCCCCGGGCUCCCACCACCCCGUGCCCAGCCUCAUCCCCAACCACAGCGUGUUCCCCCUGGCCGGGAGCAGCGCGGCCACGGCGCUGCUGAUCCACCGCACCAACGAGGAGGAGAAGUGGCUGGCCCGGCAGCGCCGGCUGCGCCAGGAGAAGGAGGAUCGGCAAUCCCAAGUCUCGGAGUUCCGGCAGCAAGUGCUGGAGCAGCACCUGGACAUAGGGCGUGCCCCGAGCCAGGCUGAGCCCGAGCACCGGCCCGAGCACCCCAGGUUGGGAUCGAGCCGCCACGAGCCCAGCAGCCGGGAGCCAGGGCAGCACUUUGGCGGGCCCCCACCCCUCAUCUCCCCCAAACCCCAGCACCACCCCGUCACCACGUCCCUCUGGAACCCCGUCUCGCUGAUGGAGAGCCCCCCCGACCCUCCCCGGCGCCUCCCCGAGCCCCACGCCCUCCACAGCCACCCAGCGCCCUUCGAGCCCGGCCGCCAGAGCUUCCCUGUGGUGAAGGUGGAGAGGGUUUUCUGCCCGGAGAAGCUGGAGGAGGGCCCGAGGAAGAGGGAUGCUCUGGAGAAAUACCCCCCGGGACGGGAGCCCGGCGCCCCGGAGCACGGGGCCUUCACCCACACCCCCUUCCUAGCUGAGCUGGAAAAGUCCACUCAGAGCAUCCUGAGCCAGCAGCGAGCCCCGGCCGCCGCCUUCCCCGAGAGCUCCAAGCCCAGCUCGCCCUACCGGCCCCCCCAGCCCCGCGCCCAGGACCCCAUGUACAUCUACGACGAGUUCGUGCAGCAGCACCGCAGGCUGGUCAGCAAACUGGACCUGGAGGAGCGGCGGCGGCGGGAGGCCCGUGAGAAAGGGUACUACUACGACCUGGAUGACUCCUGUGACGACAGCGACGAGGAGGAGGUGCGGGCCCAUCUCCGCUGCGUGGCUGAGCAGCCCCCGCUGAAGCUGGACACAUCCUCCGAGAAGCUGGAGUUCCUGCAGCUCUUCGGCCUCACCACGCAGCAGCAGAAGGAGGAACUGCUGAGCCAGAAGCGGCGCAAGCGCCGGCGGAUGCUGCGGGAGCGGAGCCCCUCUCCACCCACGGUGCAGAACAAGCGCCGCACGCCCUCCCCGCGCCCGCCGCUCUCCACCCGCUACAGCCCCGACGAGAUGAACAACAGCCCCAACUUCGAGGAGAAGAAGCGCUUCCUCACCAUCUUCAACCUCACACACAUCAGCGCCGAGAAGAGGAAAGACAAGGAGAAGCUGGUGGAGAUGCUGCAGGCCAUGAAGCAGAAGACCACGCCGGCCGCCGUGGUGGUGAAGAGCUCCCCGCGGGACAGCCCCGGUGCCCCCAGCACUGAGCCUCCGGUGCCACCGCUCCUGCUGGAGCUGGAUAAACCCGUGGGCAUCGCCGUCUCCGUGCCGGAGGUGCCGAAGGUGGCCGAAGCCUCCAGGUUGGACCAGCUGAGGCCCCAGGAGCCACCGAGGCCCAAGGAGUCGGGCACGGCGCCGGAGAAGCCCCGGCUGAGCGACGGGCACCCCGGGAAGAAGGCUCUGAGCAUCCUCAGCUACGUCAGGGGUCCCCUCCCCAAGGACAUCCCGGUGCCGCUGUCCCACAGCAUGAACGGCAAGAGCAAGCCCUGGGAGCCCUUCAUUGCCGAGGAGUUUGCCCACCAGUUCCACGAGUCGGUGCUGCAGUCCACGCAGAAGGCGCUGCAGAAGCACAAAGGGGGGACGGCGGAGCAGAACCACAAACUGGACACGUCCAUCCACUACAACAUCCCCGAGCUGCAGGCGUCCGCCCACCCGCCCGCGCCCCCGCACAACGGCACGGCCGAGGGGCCGCUCCGGCCACUGCCCCCCCUGCCCCGGGACUCCGCCUCCGAGGACGAGGACGAGGAGGAGGAAGAGGAGGAAGAGGAGGAAGACUACCCCAGGCCCAAGUGGCAAGGGAUCGAGGCAAUUUUUGAAGCUUACCAGGAACAUAUAGAAGAACAAAACCUGGAGCGCCAGGUGCUGCAGACGCAGUGCCGGCGGCUGGAGGCCCAGCACUACACCCUGAGCCUGACGGCCGAGCAGCUGUCACACAGCAUGGCGGUGAGUGGGGACAGCACCAUCCUCCGGGCGCCCAGCCCCUGGGCACACCAUGCCUUGGGCACCCAUCUCCUGGGCACACCAUGCCUUGGGCACCCAGCCCCUGGGCACACCAUGCCUUGGGCACCCAUCUCCUGGGCACACCAUGCCUUGGGCACCCAGCCCCUGGGCACACCAUGCCUUGGGCACUCAUCUCCUGGGCACACCAUGCCUUGGGCACCCAUCUCCUGGGCACACCAUGCCGCCAUCCCCUGGGCACUCAUCCCCUGGACUCCCCUUCCCACUGGGCACACCAUGACCCGGGCACUCCAUCCCUUGGAUACCCCAUUCUCUAGGCUCCCCAUCCCUUGGACACUCAUGCCCUGGGCACUAUCCCCUAAGCGUUCAUCCCCUGAGCAUUCAUCCCCUGAAUGCCCAUCCCCUGGGCACUCCAUUCCCUGGGCACACCAUACUUGGAUACCUCAUUCCCUGGGCACACCACACUUGGAUACCCCAUUCCCUGGGCACACCAUGCCCUGGACAUCCCCUCCCUUGGACACCCCAUUCCCUAGGCACCCCAUCCCCUGGACACCCAUGCCCUGGGCAUACCCUGCCGUGGGCAGCAGGCUCUGUGGGCACCCAGCCCUCCUGGGCACCCAACCUUCUUGCGACCUGACCUCAGGGCACCCAAUCCUCCCACAGCACAUUCCCUGCACUGCCCAUUCCCUGCAGUGCCAAUUCCCUGGAGUUCCCCAUUCCCUGCAGUUUUCCAUUCCUUGCUGUAUCCCAAACCUUGCAGAGCCCAUUCCCUGCACUGCCCAUUCCCUGUAUUUCCCAUUCCCUGCAGUGCCCAUUCCCUGCUGUAUCCUAAACCAGGCAGUGCCCAUUCCCUGCUGUAUC